This is a messenger RNA of Condylostylus longicornis, 4746 nucleotides long. RefSeq names its product probable WRKY transcription factor protein 1 (gene chas). The transcript is spliced from 9 exons. Lineage: Eukaryota; Metazoa; Arthropoda; Insecta; Diptera; Dolichopodidae. The coding region runs from base 218 to 4324 and encodes 1368 amino acids. The record is from RefSeq and is a predicted model, not a curated record.
AUUUAAUUUAAUUAAACAAAAAAGAAGAAAUCCAUUAAAUAUACGGAAAACAAUAAAUAAAAUAAUUGUUAUACGUUAUAUUGAUUUAAGUAAUCGAUAUUAAAAGUAAUUGUUAUACUGUAAUUGAUAAUUAUUAUAAAUUAUCUUUAAAUAUAAGUACGAAAUUAAAAAAAUUAUUGAUUUUUUCAUUAUGAUGUGAAAAAGUGUGGCUAUUAAGAUGAUGAACGAUCAAAGCACAAUUAAAAAUUAUUCGUCACCACUACCUGUGCCAUUAACAGAAACAUCUAUUAAAAAUGAUGACGAAAAAAAUAUAUUAUCUCUCAAGAAGUUUGAGGGAUUACAGUUAGAUUCCAAAGAAAAUGUUGAUGCUGAUAAUGAGGAUUAUGAUGAUGAUGCCAAGCCAAUAACCAAAGAAGAGGAAUGGGUGACAAAGAAAAAAACAGAAUUAACAACGACACGUCAAAUAGAAACACGAGUUAAACGACAAGUUGUACUUGAAGAUGGUAAAGUUGUUGAUGAUUCAGGACCAAUGGUUUCAACAAAUACAACCGAGGAUACAGAUAAAAAAGAAUCAGAAACAACUGAGCGUGUUAAUUUUGGAUCACCUAAUUCUGAAAAUAAUAAAACAAAAGAAAUUGAUAAUGAAAUUUUACAACCAAUUGAAGAUUCAAAAGCUUCAUUAAAUAAAACACGACGAAAAAAAUGGUCAAAAGUAGAACCUGGUAGUUCUAUUGUUUUAAAAACUGAUGAAGUUGAUGAUGAUGGUCUUGUACUUACACCACGUCAAGAAGAUGGACUUGUACGUGAAAUUGAUAAUAAACAUAUUGUUUCACAUGAAGAAAUCGAAGAACGUUUAGAAACAGAAGAUGUUCGUCAUUUAGGAGAUUUUCCAGAUGAGGUUUAUGUUAAAGCGGUAAAUAGCGGAGCGCAAAAUUUGGAAGAUAUAUUGUAUUCUGAAAAAAAUAAGCUAAAUAUUGCAACAACUGGUCCAAGAAUAGUUCAUCAGUCUACAAAAAGUCAUAAAAUUGUUGAUUCCGAAGACAUUAAUCAAAAAUCUUUAGUAAAAUCAGACGGAACUCUAAUAACAGAAAAAAAGAAAACAACAGAACACGAAGAAAUUUUUGAUAAAGAUUCACCAGAUAAUGAUGAUUCAUCUUAUAAAAAUCAUGCGGAUAUAAAUACGAUUGAAUCUUCUCAACGAUUUUUUAAACAAAGAGAUGAGCAAAAUGUUGAAUAUGUUGCAGAUGACAAAGUUAUAGCAAAAGAAAUGCGUUACGCGGCUGAAACCGAACAAAUGGAAAGAGAUGGACCUCAUGAGGGUCCUCACGAUUGGGAUAGUUUAUCCGAUCGAAUUCGUAAAACACGUCGUAAUCAUAAAACUAUACUUCAACAUCAACGGGAAGCAGCGAUCUUAGCUGACCGGAAAGAUGCGUUGACUAAACGUCCAUUAAAUUUUGAUCGGGAAGAAGAAACCCGGAAAGGUGAAACAAUGAAAUGGUUAGAGUCUCAUUUUGGGAGCGAAUCUACUGCCUCUUCAGAUUCACGAGAUGGUGAUCAUGAAUCUGAUUUAAUAGAACCAUCAAAAAAGACUUUUUUCAAUGUUACUAUUAAAUCUAAUCAUACAUUAAUUGGUAACAAUCAAAAUGGAUAUGAAAAUUAUCAGCAAGGAGCAAAUGGAAAACAUUCAGAUGGAGUUUUACAUUUUACUUCAAAAGUAUCAGUUCCCGAGAAGAACGCAGUAUUAGCCAAUAAUAAAACAAAAUACUUUCAAGGUAUUUCAAAUUGGUCUGAAAGACGAGAAUCGAAUCCGAAACACUUUGCAUCAAAAGCUUUUAAGGACGAACUUCAGGGUACUGUAGAGAAAAAUAACUUAAAACAUAUUUCUAGAGAAGAUUUACGAAUUAUAAAAACCAUAAAAACGGAUGACAGUAAUAAAAGAGAAAAUUUUGUUGAGCAUAAAAAGCAGCACUAUGGCUCUAAAGGUGAUUUGAAAUAUCAUAGAAAGAGCUCAGGCGACGAUAUCGAUGAUCCCAAAAUUAUCAGACUUCAAAAACACGAUUUCAGUUAUUUGGGAGAUUUAAGUAAAGACGGAAGGUGCCAUAAAAAUGUAAAAGAUGAUAGAAAUUUGCAUAGUUUAUUAAAAAUUAAUUCUCGUUUGAAGCGCGAAGACUCUGGUUUCGUAAGAGAUUCUAGAGAGGAUGUUCACAUUACUAAUUUAAAAGAUGUUGAAAAUGAAAGUUUUGUAGAUUACAAGCAACCAAUACUGCAGAAAGAUGAAUCAACUUACAUGUCUUCUUCUAACUACUUAGAAAGCCCUAUAAAAACAUCACAAUUGGGAACCCCAGAUAGUGGUAUUCGUUCUCCAUCUUCUGAACCAUAUGAUAUCAAUAUGACUUUUCAAUCACAACGCCCAUCUGUCCCAAUUCGUAAAAGAGCUAUUGAGAAAAAAUUGAGGCAACAACCAAAACCUUUUAUUUCAUCGCAAACUCGAAUUCAUGAAAAGCAACGGCAUCACGACGAGCCCCCACCAGAUUAUUCUCCACCACCGCGAUCGCGUUCUAUUUCCCCUGCGAUACAUUUACAUCCUGAGGUUACACAUCAACUUAGCUCCGGUGUUGAAUAUGCAGACAAUCAUCAACUAUCGAAUGGUGUUUCAAUACAAACUCCACGUUCCAGAUUUUCAUCCAACACACCAAUAUUUAAUCAAAGUGUUCAAAACUCUAAUUUAUCUACACCGAGACCAACGGUAUCUACUCAAACAUCACCUCAACCAAAACAACCUACCAAAGUAGGACAAGCUAUUGGUAAUUCUUUCAGAAAGCUUGUGGGAAAAAUAAGGUCUGCAAGUGCCGAAAGAAAAUUAAAAAUGAAAUCAAAAAGUAAAAGCUCUGAGCGAUCUCCCUCACCUUUACUGCGUAAUAAAUCGCUUCCAAAUGAAUCUACAUACCAACAGUAUAAUGUUAUCGAUAGUCAUAUCGGUGAAACAACAAAUGAAAAUAGUAAUGGUAAUAACUUCGGAAAUAAUGUGCGUGUGAAUAAAACUUAUUCAAAUAAGGUCUUACAAAAUCAACCUCAGAGAAAUUCUGUAAAUCGCGAAUCAAGUUUUGCAAGCAGCUCUGUAACACAAGGUUUAAAAGAUCGCCGACAAAAUCCAAAUAAUCGGGAGGAAUUAGAUUCCUUAUCACCUAAUAAUUUAGACAAAAAUGCAGCUGAACUGUAUGACAAUGACAUUUCGAGUCCAAAACAACGAUAUUAUUUAGGUGAAGAUCCUUAUGGAAACAGUAUUUUUGGAAAAGAAAACAAAUACAAAAGAAAUGUCGAAGACCCCAAGUAUGAAUCUAAAGCUGCUUUAAACGGAAAUCAUAGAAGAAUAGGAAUAAUUACAAACGGGACGGAAGGGCAAGAAAUUUAUAGUCAAAGAAACGCAGCCUCCACGCUCGGUCGUUAUCAAAAAUCAAAUGCAAAACACCUUGGUUCAACUCCAAAUUUAGAUUAUCACUCCAGAGUGGCGCAAACACUACCGCGAAAAUUGGAACAUCGUCCUCAACAUCAUUCGUCUACCAUCAACGUCUCUAUUGUAAAUCAACUUAAACCAGCUUACAAUUCAGGACCGGCUAAACCUGCACGUACAUAUAGUAAACCUAUACUUAACAGAAGCAAAAGUUUUAACGUUCAUGGUAUGAACGGUACAAACGAUCCCAGUCCUAUUUAUUUAGAAAAACUAACGAAAAAUAAUUACACCGGUAAUAUACACAAGUCAAAUCCACAUCUGAAUGAAAGUGGACCUCAACUUAAAAGUCCUUCAAUAGUUAAUUUAAUAAGUCGGAGUCAAAAAGAUUUAUCGCGAUUAAAUUCAAACGAUGACUCUGAAAAUAAAUAUUUGAAUUAUAUAUCUGAAAGACAGAAUAUGGUAAAACCGACUGAAGAAGAAAUGCUUCAGAGUGUUGUUCAUGCGAACAAUAGGAUAUAUAAAUACUCAGAUGGGCGAAAUCAGCAUUCGUUGCCAGUAGAACCUCAUUCAUCGGUUGAGUUUAUUAAAGACACUGCUAGUAUUUUAAGACGAGGAAGCUCUAGCACUGAAGAUUUUGUUGAUUCUUAUAAUUAUGUUUCAAAAAAUGAUAAGCAUAUAAAUAUGGGCCAAAAUUUUUCUAAAGCUAAUGUACCAUACAAAUCAAUAGAGUCUAGUGGAAAUGAACUUACUUCAUCUAGUCGAUAUCGUAAAGAUCAGUUUCCGAAUCUGCAGCAUAAUGGCGAAUACAAAAAUCCGAAUAGCAGUGGUGGUACAACUAUAAUUGAAGUCAAGGGAGGAAAAUUAAGAAAGUAGCCGUAUUUUAUUCAACUUGAUGAAAUAUAAAACGUUUAUUAGCUGAGUUAUGAGCGUUGGCUAAAUAGACUGGUUAACGAAUGCAACAACAUGAUUUGCCAUAAAAAUAACAUUAAAAUUCGCUAAGUAUACAAUUAAAUGUCGGGUGUUAGUUCGAUUUGACUUCGCAAAUAUAUAUAUAUAUAUAUAUAUAAGUAUAAUAUAUAUUAUAAUAUAAUAUAUAUAGUAUAUAUGAAUAUAUAUAAAAGUUAUGUGACAUUUUAAUUUAAUAUUAUACAUAUUUACAGUUAAAAUUAAAUUUUUUUAAUAAUAUUAUGUAUCAGUUCGAAUUACUAAAUGCUAAUUCAAAAAAUGCUAAUUUGUAUCAACUAAAUGCUAAUUCAAAAAUGUUAAAAGAUAUAAAAAGAAAUGAAACUUAAUAA